Molecule: messenger RNA, 963 nt
Organism: Candidula unifasciata
Lineage: Eukaryota; Metazoa; Mollusca; Gastropoda; Stylommatophora; Geomitridae
Source: the annotation of a GenBank genome assembly
AUGAGCGCAAAAAAGAUUGGAGUUAUUGGCAGUGGCCUCAUUGGCCGCAGUUUUGCCAUGCUGUUUGCCAGUGCUGGCUAUAAGGUGGUCAUAUUCGACAUAGAACCAGCGCAGACCCGGGCAGCCAAGGAAGACAUACGAGAGCAGCUAGCCAGUCUAGAGAAGAACGGUCUCCUCAAAGGUUCGCUAAGUAGGCAGCAGCAGUUUGACAACAUAUCCACUACUGAGAAUUUGGAGGAGUGCGUCAAGAAUGCAUUCUUCAUUCAGGAGUGUGUGCCCGAGCGACUGGACAUCAAGCGUAAGGUGUGGGCCCAGGUGGACAAACUGGUCGGCGAUGACGUCAUCUUGUCCUCAUCAACCAGUGCCCUGCUACCGUCAGCCAUUUCUGAAGGACUCACCCACAAGAACCGCUUCAUUAUCUCCCACCCUACCAACCCUCCAUUCUACUGUCCUGCAAUUGAAGUGGUGCCGGCUGGAUGGACAGACCCGGAUGUUAUAGAGAAGACGUUCACUGUGCUCAAGGAAUCAGGCCUUGUCCCCGUGUUGAUCAAGAAGGAAGUUCCAGGAUUUGUACUCAACCGCAUCCAGUACGCCAUCAUUGGUGAAUGCUACAGGCUGAUCAAGGACGGAGUUGUCAGCCCCGAGGACUGCGACACCAUCAUGUCGCAGGGACUGGGCCUGAGGUACGCCUUCAUGGGGCCAUGGGAGACCGGCUAUCUCAACGCUGAAGGUAUGCUCAGUUACGGAGAGAGAUAUGCAGACAUGAUCCUUGACAUUCAGAAGUCCUUUGGGCCUCCAGAGCGGAUUGAGGGUCCCACCUUACAGGCUAUUCAUGCUUCCAUGGAGCGGCUAGCGGGUCCAGUACAGGACAUCCAGAAACGUCGGCAGUGGCGGGACAAGCGACUGAUCGCACUUGCUAAACUCAAACGGGAUCUGGACGCGGAAGAUCAGGCAGGCAAAUAG